AUGACUGUUCGAGCUUAUGGAAGAGUUUUUACAAGACUUCGGAGGUAUUUGUACCAAGGAAAUGAUGAUGAGUUAGCUAUGGCCCGAAGAUUCUUUAACGGACUCAGGCCAGAUAUAAAGGGAAGGUUGCAUGCUGUGACAUACCGGAGUGUCGCGGAGGUAGAGGAGAGAGCAGUAAGUGUUGAGGAAGCCAUUGAGACAGAGAAGGAGAUUUCGGCUAAGGAGAAAAAGAAGGAACCCGUCCAACAGACUAAGGUGGUGAACACUAGGAAAGUGAAUCAAUUGGUAGGACGGAAUUGGGGCGCAGGCCGUGGUAAAGUUAAAAUGAAUGUCAACCAAGGAGGCCGUAAUGUGAACAACAUGGAUCCGCGAGGAUGCUAUGUGUGUGGUCAAGUGGGGCAUUUUGCUCGAGCUUGCCCAACUGUUGAGGAAACGAAGAGUACCAAUCUGUCAACUGUCACAUGUUUCUACUGUGGCGAGUUAGGACACUAUGCAAACUCAUGUCCAUCAAGGCCGGCCAAACCGAAUGCCCAAACUGUGAACCGUGCCCAGGCAGCGAACCAAGUGAAGGAACCCCCAGCGAAGAAGCAAGCAACCCCGGCAAAUGUUUUUGCUUUAGGAGUAGAGCCACCUAAACCUCAGCAGGCCGCGAAGGGUCCUAUAACAGGAACUCUACUUGUUUGUGGUAACCCCACGCAUGUAUUGUUCAAUUCGGGAGCGUCCAAUAGUUUUGUGACUCCUGAAGUGGCUGACAAGUUUGGAGACUUGUGUGAGGAGGAAGAGGUGAACAUUAAUGUCUACACUGCUGGUAAUAAACCGCCGUUGAAGACAAGAAGAUGGAUCAAGAAAGUGUCGAUAGUCUUGCAAGAUACGAACCUUCCGGUAAAUCCUCUAGUGAUGCCGUUGGAUAGGUUCGAUGUUAUUUUGGGAAUGGAUUGGUUAUCGGAACACCAAGCCCAUAUAGACUGCAGCAGGAGCAGGGUUAUAUUUGAAAAUGGAGGAAGGACACCUCUACUUUUCUAUGGAAUCAGUCCGAGUAAAAUGGCAUACUUCGCAUCGGCAGCAAGGAUUGGAAGAUCAGUUGAAGAAGAGGAAAUUUAUCUAGUCACUCUUACCGCCUUGGGAGGAGAUGACAAGGAAGGCAUGGAGGUUGAGGAUAUUACCACAGUCAAGGACUUUGAGGACGUGUUUAGACCGUUGGAAGGACUGCCUCCACCAAGGAGCCAUCCUUUUACCAUAAACCUUCAGCCCGGAGCUACCCCGAUUGCUAAGGCACCGUAUCGCAUGGUACCAGCCGAGUUUGCUGAACUCAAGACUCAGUUAGAAGACUUGUUGGAGAAAGGUUUUAUACGACCAAGUUCAUCGCCAUGGGGAGCCCUAGUGCUUUUUUUCAAGAAGAAGGACGGAAGCAUGCGCUUGUGUAUUGAUUACCGAGGAAUUAAUAACAUAACCAUCAAGGACAAGUAUCCUUUGCCAAGGAUUGAUGAGUUAUUAGAUCAACUCAGAGGAGCAAGUUGGUUUUCAAAGAUUGAUUUAGCCUCCGGCUAUCAUCAAAUCUCAAUUGCGGAACAAGAUGUAAUGAAGACGGCAUUUCAAACAAGAUACGGUCAGUAUGAGUUUGUAAUAAUGCCGUUUGGACUUACCAAUGCACCGGCGGCAUUUAUGCGAUUGAUGAAUGAAGUUUUCCAUGACUAUUUGGAUCGAUUCAUGAUAAUAUUCAUCAAUGACAUCCUUAUAUACUCGCGGAGUGCGGAGGAACACUCGGAGCAUUUGAGGAAAGUGUUGGAGAGGUUAAGGGAAGUUAAGCUGUUCGCGAAGUUCAGCAAGUACCCAGAAAAGAUUGCAGCCAUACAGGAUUGGCCGAAGCCAACCACAGUGUCGGAAGUUCGAAGUUUCUUAGGCCUGGCAGGCUAUUAUCGGAAGUUCGUGAAGGGGUUCUCAACUAUUGCGAAGCCUUUAACACGACUUCCUGGGAAAGGAGUACCGUUUUUAUGGAGUGAAGACAUGGAGAAAGCUUUCAGGAAGCUGAAGGAAGCGCUAACGACAGCACCAAUGUUAGCCCUACCCAAGCCAAACCAACCAUAUUCUGUGUUUACAGACGCGUCAAGAGUGGGCGUUGGAUGUGUUCUGAUGCAAGGGAAUAGAGUGAUUGCCUAUGCCUCCAGACAGCUAAGGAAGCAUGAGGAGAAUUACCCCACUCAUGACCUAGAGAUGGCAGCCGUGGCGUUUGCUUUGAGGAUAUGGAGAUCAUACUUGUAUGGAGAAGCGGUUCAGGUAUUUACGGACCAUCAAAAUCCGGUACCACCCAGGCAAGGCGAAUGUAGUAGCAGAUGCGCUAAGCCGAAAAAAACACAAGUUGAUGCUGAGAAGGAUGUGGAGUUUUUGGCCGACGAAUUGAAGGAGGUUAGGCUUUUAGCCUUAGAAGGAGAGACUAGCGAGCCGUUGGGUUUACAAGCCGUAACUCAAGCGAGCUUGUUACACCGAAUUCGUGAGGAACAACACCAAGACGACAAUCUGAUGAAGAUUAUCGAGGAACUGAAAAGUUCAGAAGGACCAAAUGCUAGCGGUUAUCAUUUAGCCGAUGAUGACACUCUACUUCUCAAUGGGAGAGUAACUGUACCUGAUCGGAGUGGAUUACGAGAGGAGAUAUUGAGAGCGGCUCACAGCUCAGCGUUGAGUAUACACCCGGGAAGCACCAAGAUGUACAAGGACGUUCGUAGAUACUAUCAUUGGCCUGGAUUAAAGAGAGCAGUAGCGAAGUGGGGCGUUGGGAACAGAUGUUCACAUGAGCACCUCAUUCCACACGGAGACAGACGGACAGACGGAAAGGACUAUCCGAACCAUAGAGGACAUGAUCCGACUAUUUAUCACACAAGCAUUGGCAUGUCGCCAUUUGAGGCAAUGUACGGAAGGCCGUGUCGAACGCCUCUAUGUUGGACCGAAGUUGGGGAGAGGACAAGUUUCAAUCACAAGUUGAUUGAUGAGACGACGGAGAAGAUCAAGUUCAUACGGGAGACUAUGAAGAAGGCACAAGACCUCCAAAAGAAGUACGCAGAUCGUAAAAGGCGGGAAGUGGAGUUUAAAGUUGGAGACAUGGUGUAUUUGAAAGUCGCACCACAAAAAGGAAAGGAUCAAUUUGGUAAGGUGGUAAAACUCGCAGUAAGGUUCAUCGGGCCAUACCCGAUUGAGCAACGAGUUGGAGAAGUAGCUUACCGGCUAGCUAUGCCAGAGAUGAUGCGACUACAUAAAGUCUUCCAUGUUUCACAACUUGAUAUGAGCUUUGGCUACAAAAUGAUCUUGAACCAAAACAAGGAUGAGUCGUUAGCUGGUCUAAAGACCUUUCUAACUAACCCAGAUAGGGUGGAGAUGAAUGGUGGAUUGAUAAGAACCACAAUAGAUGUGAAAGUCUACUGA
This is a messenger RNA of Camelina sativa (false flax), 3414 nucleotides long. The record is from RefSeq and is a predicted model, not a curated record. Lineage: Eukaryota; Viridiplantae; Streptophyta; Magnoliopsida; Brassicales; Brassicaceae.